AUGGUUUCGGUCUUUCCCUUGGCGCUACCCUACGCCUCGGUGGAUCCAUCUAUAGCAAGCCUUCUGCGAGUACAGAUUACGAACGUGGAAGAUACUGAAAGAUACCAAGCGCAGAUUUCCGAGAACAGUUGCGUCUCGAUAACCAAAUUCAACACUCAAUCCAAGAAAAGCCUAGCGGGUCCAUUGAGAUACGUUUCAAAUGAACUGCCUGAGUUUCCCUUACUUCUCUCGGUACCAGGUCAAUUUCAUAAAUCCAAAUUGCACCUUCGCUUUGCCAAGAGAGAUCUCCAUGAUGACCACUCCUUAGUGAUCUUAAAGACUUUGGGCGAGGAUACUAGCCACGAUCAGUUAAGGCAAUUCCUUAUGGGUAAUGACUUAGAGAGCAGGUCUCGAGAGGUAUCGAAAAUUGCGUUUUCAAAGUUUCAGCUGGACUCGUCUGACUACGAGAUAAUUGUGAACGAUUCGUAUGACCCUGCCAAAUUCUCAAAUGGGAAGCUCAAUUAUUUUCUUUGGGAACAGGAAAACACAGAAAAGGAGCCUUCGUUGCUUCUCACGUUCUCUUUUUGGGUGGACCCAAUUGAAGGGACUGAUGAGACUCGGGCUCCUCCGCAACCUCUGCGAGAGAAAGCCCUUCCCUAUCCACCGAAGGACCAGGAACCAACAUUUACCCUUUCAGACUUUAAGCAAGCCUUUGUGUUCAGUACAGAAGAUGGGCCGGAAUUCAGAGGAUGUCUCUCGGGUUAUGAAAAGAACCUCCCAAAACUACGAAAGGCUGUUCAUGCGUUGUGUGAGGAUGCAAGCUACAUGGAGUCAACAUUCAGGAAGAUCAUAAGUUCUAAGAGAAGUAUUAUUGACACCUUGGAUAUAUUGGUUGAUUCUCAAUUUAAUCCAUUGCUUCUUCGACUUGAUCUUCCAAAACUAUUCCACAAGAACUUCCUUACAUUUUUUGAUGUGAUUGAAAAGCGCAUGUCAUUCAUACUUAAAGAGGUGUUGAACUCCACUCUCCUUACCAAAAUGUUGACUUAUCUUUCGGACGUGACUCCUCACGAUGGCGCAGAAUCGUCACCUGCUAAGAAGACUUUCGAGAAGAAUUCGAAAGAGUAUUACGAAUGGCUCAACAAAUACCUCUCCAACGAGAAGGAUAGGCCCGAGCUGAAGCUACUUGCAAAGAGAAAGCUCUUCGAAUUGUCAAAGUUCGAUUAUUUGAACUCGCUUAAUCUCGCCUCAAACAAUCAGUACUUCAAUCAGUUUUUGGAAAAUUUACUCAAAUUUUCCAGUUCCAAGUUUAAGAGUCAGAAAUCUGACAUUAAGGACUUCAAAACUAAUCAAAAGCUUUUAAGUGAUGAUGCUAGUGUCUACCUCAAUACUAUGUCACGCUUUAACAGUGAGAAGCUACAAUAUCGUCAAACCAUUGAAGCAUGUGCAAACAAUGAGGAACUUUCCGAAGUGGUCAAGUUGAAUCCCUUGAAUCCUUCUAAAGAAGCGCUUGACUCUGAGAGUGCAAUUAAUCGAGUCAUGUCUUCUUCCAAAGUGGAUUUGGUAUUUGCCUCUGGCUCCGGUCAGAGACCAGCGCCUACGUUAACAUUCCAUCAAAGCACCCCUCAGAUUUUUACAGAUGAUCAAAAUUCUGAAAUCUCGGGUAUAUUGUACGCACUCGGAGGUAAGGGCAAACCAGGAUGGCAUAAGGAAUGGGUCGUUCUAAGAGAUGGACAGCUAAAGGAAUACUCAGAUUGGAGGAAAGGUAAAUCUCUCAUCAACAAACCCAUUGAUAUUGCUUUAGCAAGCGUGAAACCUAUCACGUAUGACAAGAGACAAUUCUGUUUUGAGAUCAUGACUUCGAAGGGCCAGAAGCACGUUUUCCAGGCCAUUAAUGACGAUGACAGGGACAAGUGGAUUAAAGCGUUGUACAAUGCCGGCCAAAUCACUCAGCGCCUUGUGGCCGCUGAAAAGAAACGCAAAUCGAAUAAACCAAAUCUUCACCUUGAGAAGCCAUCUUACGCUAAAGAUGACAUGGAUGAUGACAAACAUGGUUCCCCAGUUUCGAUUAUAUCAAGCAAAAUCGGUUCUCCAGAUGUAAGAGAGAUCGACUACCUUAGAGCGGUGCACACCAUCCCAGAUAGCAACAACAGCUACUGUGCCGAUUGUGGCUCUUCCCAAUAUGUUGAAUGGAUGUCACUCACAUUCUUGGUUACUCUUUGUGUGAAAUGCUCUUCCUGUCACCGCAGUUUGGGCUCGCAUGUUUCUAAGGUUAAGUCUUUGAAGCUUGAUAACUUCGAGAAUGAAAACAGAGUUCUCCUAAACUACAUCAACAACGCACAGGUCAACAGAUACUUACUGAACAACAAGUAUCAAAUAUCACCAGACAUUGACAACGAUCACCGCUUGUCAUUUAUCAAGGACAAAUACAUCAACCGUGCUUUCGUCGACAAGUCAUUGAACUGCGAUGAGUUACUUGUUAACGCUGUUAGGAAGAUUGACAUUGCCAAUGUUAUCAAGGCUCUCAAUUGUGGUGGAAACCCCAACCUACCUCUUCAAAUGGGCUCUCAAAGUGCUCAUGUCCAACCUAUCACAAUCAACAUUUUUGAAUACUCGUUGAGAAAGCUAGUUGAGGUUGAUGAGGAGGGAACCGUUCGGGAGUAUUUCGUCAUAUCAGAACUUCUCGUGCACCACGGUUGCAACAUCGAUAAAAUCCACGAGCUUCACGAUGCACUUAAUCACACAGACGAAGCAAUUGGGUACUGGAACGAGAAGAAACUACGCUUGAAGUAG
This is a messenger RNA of Candidozyma duobushaemuli, 2769 nucleotides long. RefSeq names its product Age1p (gene AGE1). The record is from RefSeq and is a predicted model, not a curated record. The transcript has a single exon. Gene Ontology annotation, molecular function: GTPase activator activity; protein binding. Gene Ontology annotation, cellular component: cytoplasm; trans-Golgi network; endosome. NCBI's taxonomy places the organism in Eukaryota, Fungi, Ascomycota, Pichiomycetes, Serinales, Metschnikowiaceae. The coding region runs from base 1 to 2769 and encodes 922 amino acids. Gene Ontology annotation, biological process: intra-Golgi vesicle-mediated transport.